UCUCAAACAGAUACUAUCUGGGUUUUGUUUCAAAACCCGCAAUGGAGACUCAAUCACCUCUCUCAAUCCAACAAACCCUGCAGGAACACGAAGUCCCACCAAAGCCCUUCAAGAAAAGCUUCGUUACUUCAUUAAUGGAGGCCGCCACCCUUCGAUCUUCCUCUUUCAAAGAAGACACCUACUUCGUUUCUCAUCUAAACUCUUCGGAGAAGAAAGCUUUACAAGAGCUCAAAGAGAAGCUCUCGAUCUCUCAUGAAUCUGCAUCCAUGUGGGGUAUUCCACUCUUGGGUGGCGACGAAAGGGCUGAUGUGAUUCUUCUCAAGUUUCUCAGGGCAAGAGAUUUCAGGGUUGCUGACUCAUUUACAAUGCUAGACAAGAGUUUGGCUUGGAGAAAAGAGUUCAAAGCUGAAGACAUUGUGGAAGAAGAGUUGGGUUUCAAGGAACUCGAAGGGAUUGUAGCUUACAUGAAUGGGUACGACAGGGAAGGACACCCUGUCUGCUACAAUGCUUAUGGGGUUUUCAAAGACAAACAGAUGUACGAUAGGAUCUUUGGGGACGAAGAGAAGCUGAAGAGAUUUCUUAAGUGGAGAGUUCAAGUUCUGGAGAGAGGUAUUAAGCUUCUCCAUUUCAAGCCUGGUGGUGUUAAUUCUUUGAUCCAGGUUACCGAUCUCAAAGACAUGCCCAAGAGUGAGCUCAGGGUCGCUUCAAAACAAAUUCUUUCUCUGUUUCAAGAUAAUUAUCCUGAAAUGGUUGCUCGGAAGAUUUUCAUCAAUGUUCCUUGGUACUUCAGUAUGGUGUAUUCGAUGUUUAGUCCAUUUCUUACCCAAAGAACGAAGAGCAAAUUCGUGAUUGCUAAAGAAGGGAAUGUUGCAGAGACCCUUUACAAGUUCAUAAGGCCAGAGAAUGUGCCAGUUCAGUAUGGAGGGUUGAGUCGAACUGGAGAUUUGCAGAAUGGUCCUCCCAAACCAGCUUCUGAAUUUACAGUGAAGGGAGGAGAGAAUGUGAAAUUGGAGAUAGAUGGGAUUGAGGGUGGUUCGAGCAUAACAUGGGAGAUAGUGGUGGGAGGAUGGGAUGUGGAGUACAGUGCAGAAUUCGUGCCGAGUGAGGAAGGAAGCUACACCAUCGCCAUCGAGAAGGGCAAGAGGAUCAUUGCAGCAGCAGCAGCGACAGGUGAUCAUCAAGAAGUUGUGGAGUGUUCCUUCACAGCAAAGGAAGCAGGGAAAAUCGUGCUCUCCAUCGAUAACACUGGUUCUAGUAGGAAGAAGAAGAAGAAGAAGAAGGUGGCUGCUUAUCGAUACUUUGUUCGGAAGCCCAUCAGUAGCUGUGGUGUCAUGGAUUAG
This is a messenger RNA of Telopea speciosissima, 1340 nucleotides long. RefSeq names its product patellin-6-like. Bases 42 to 1340 code for a protein of 432 amino acids. Gene Ontology annotation, molecular function: lipid binding. Lineage: Eukaryota; Viridiplantae; Streptophyta; Magnoliopsida; Proteales; Proteaceae. The transcript is spliced from 4 exons. The record is from RefSeq and is a predicted model, not a curated record.